Molecule: messenger RNA, 921 nt
Organism: Nylanderia fulva
Lineage: Eukaryota; Metazoa; Arthropoda; Insecta; Hymenoptera; Formicidae
Source: RefSeq, a predicted model, not a curated record
AUGAGAACCACACCCACAGAGGCGCUUGAAAUAGCACUCAGUGUUACGCCAAUAGGCUUGGCCGUGAUAAAAUCAGCCAAUAUCACGGCAUACCGCCUGAAAUGUCAGGGUGAAUGGAGAAACACAGGACUGGGACACACCAGGCUAGGUCUUCUCCAAAAGUACCCUAUUGAGGGAAAACAAGACAGAACCACAAGAAAGUAUCAACUGGUAAAACAUUUUAAAUUAUGGAUACCUGAUAGAAACGAGUGGCUGAAACCGGGCGGGAUCAUGGACACAAAGGUGGACAUGUGGUUCACGGACGGAUCAGGCAUAAACAAUUGCUUUGGAGCAGGAGAAAAAUAUAUCUGCUCAGACAGUAGGGCAGCCCUUCUGGCGUUGGCGGGUACGACCACCGAGUCAUACUUGGUAUGGGACUGCAUGCUGGCGCUGGAGGAGCUGUGUGGAACAAAUAAAGUAACGUUAGUCUGGGUACCCGGGCAUCAGGGCAUACCGGGAAACGAAAUAGCAGACUCACUGGCUAGAGAAGGGGCUAGCAAAGCACCAUAUAGUCGGGAGGUGGGAGUGCCCUUUACGAUGGGCAAAAACUUCAUCAGGGACAGUAUAGACAAACAACAUAAGGCCAGAACCAAAGAACUACUCACACUAAAUAGGCAGAAAUUGAGGAUGGGGAUAGGACUGCUGACAGGACAUUCACCAAUACUCAAAGCCCACCUAUUCAAUAUCAGACUCGCAGACAGGAAGGAGUGUCGACUAUGCGGGGAAAAAGAGGACAGCAUACAUAUUCUGGGCCAAUGUCCGGCUCUGGCUAGAAGAGAUUCAGGAUCUGGGAAAAAUUUUCUUAAAUCCCAAGAAUUAGACAAAACAAGGGUGGUGGAACUCAUAAGCCUAGUGGAGAACUCUGGGCUGAGUACAGUUUAA